UUACCUUGAAGUGGUUUCGUGACCUUGCUUUGAACAAUCUCGUCUGCAUAAUAGACACACAUAGUGAUUAGUUAGUUGGUUAACAUUUCCUUUCAUACAUUACAGGAGAUAACAAACGAAGUGCGUGAGUUUUCUCGGCGUAAGGACCACAAACAGAAGGACUGCUGUGUCGUGGUGCUCAUGUCACAUGGGGAGGAAGGCGUCAUCUUCGGAACCGACGGCGUCCCCGUGCAGCUGGACGAAAUCUUCAGCAUGUUUGACAACAAGAACUGCCUUCGUCUGAAGGGGAAACCAAAGUUGUUCUUCAUCCAAGCUUGCCGUGGAUCGAAGGUUGACAAAGACGAACCGGACGGCCCAGAGCCUGCCGUUAAGGUCAACCUUAAGCGCGAGAUCAGAAACCUCCUGCACCUCCCCGAGGAUGAGAGCGAUGGGCCACUGCAAGACUCACAGACAACCAGGACCGACAUGCUCUGUGGGUACGCCACACAACCAGGGUAUAAGUCAUUCAGGAACAGGGAGAAUGGCAGUUGGUUCAUCCAGGACAUCACCAAGGUGUUCAUGGAGCACGCCAAGGACAAGAGUCUGAGGGAGAUGAUGCAAAACGUGAUCGAGGACGUGUCCAAGCGAACAGCAUUUUGCCCAGGUACACCUGACCACGGGGGCAAGGAAAAGGCCGAGUUUGAUCACAGUCUGCUCAAGCCUCUGUACUUCUUUCCUGGCUUGUAAUAGAGGACAACAGUGGUGUCAUAACGCAAACAAACAAAACGCAUUCAACUAACUGGAUAACCUUUGUAAUGGGUGGUGUCAGACUUCAGAAGUAAAACAAGAAAUUUACCAAUUUGCUCUAGUUUGUCAGGCUUUUAUAUUUUGGUGCGAAGUUACGUGUGUCAGAAAAAGGAAUUGGUCAUGUAAAAAUUAAGAUGGUGGCUUAAGCUAGUUUUCAUUCAUUUUGCUUUAUCAUAUUGCGUUACGUACCUUUUAGUUUAAAGUUGGAAUUUACCAUCAUGUAGCGUCAAUGAUGAUUAAUUGAUAUGUGAUGAUAAAAAAAUGAUUGCUCAGCUUUCUAUAACAUGGAAAGAAU
Molecule: messenger RNA, 1081 nt
Organism: Branchiostoma floridae (Florida lancelet)
Lineage: Eukaryota; Metazoa; Chordata; Leptocardii; Amphioxiformes; Branchiostomatidae
Product: caspase-2-like
Exons: 4
Coding region: 181-726 (181 amino acids)
Biological process (GO): proteolysis; apoptotic process
Cellular component (GO): cytoplasm
Source: RefSeq, a predicted model, not a curated record